Colias croceus (clouded yellow) is the source of this 1116-nucleotide messenger RNA. RefSeq lists its product as uncharacterized. The record is from RefSeq and is a predicted model, not a curated record. The coding region runs from base 1 to 1116 and encodes 371 amino acids. The transcript has a single exon. NCBI's taxonomy places the organism in Eukaryota, Metazoa, Arthropoda, Insecta, Lepidoptera, Pieridae.
AUGAGUUGUAAAACACUCAUUGUAAAUGAGCUGUUGGCGUUCAUUCACAAUGCCAUCGAUACAAUGGACGAGGUUAGCAUCAUGCAAAUCUGCAAAACUAACUUUAAGGAGGAGGAAAUUAGCAGUGGCAAGGUGCUACUCUACCAAACGCUGGACAAGAUUGCCACGAUGCCGUCCCGCCGCAGGAACGGGGGUGAAAAAUGCAUACAGGAUAUCAUCAGCCUAUUGAAGGUGACUGAUCCCGAUGACGUGCCCGAUUUCGUCGCAAAGGAGUUGCAUAAACUUCCUCCGGUGGGAUUUGACCACGUCGAUGUUACGAGGCUCCUUAAGGACAUCACAUUCCUUAAGGCGAGUCUGGCCGAGGUACACACCAAGUUGGAGGCUUCAGAGAAGACCAUCUCCGAUUUACGAGUCGAGUUAGCGUCAUAUCGCGAUGCGCAUGCAAUAUGUAGGUCACCCGUGCCGUCAUAUGUGAAUGCACGUCGCGGAGAUCAAAAUGCAUGCGUCGGCAUUUUAACUGCUGAUGUUGAUGUGUCGCCGACCGCCGAUGACCCGAGUGAUGCCCCGCGCCCCACUCCCGUUACCUCUCCCCCGGAGAAGACAUCGCAUGUCACGUUGCCAGCUGCUCCUCAAUGUGACUACGCCGCCGCAGCCUCAAAAAUGACUGCGACCCCAAAAUCAUCAAAAGGAGUAAACGCACCCGUGCGGAAAAGUUUACCUUCAAAAACGAAGGACGUUGACGAGGAUGGCUUCACAAAAGUCCAGAAGAAGAAGAAGUUGAAUCGUCAGAACAAGUGCGGCACCGCAACGAAAGAUCCAAACCUGCGGAUGCGCGCAGAGGUGCCGACGACGCCGCUCUACGUGUCUCGUGUGCACUACUGUACCAAGACUGAAGAUGUUGUCGAGUACUUGCAUGCGAAGACAGGUUUGAGUCUGCGAGUGGAACGGCUGGAGUCUCGCCAUAAAGUGAGCUUCAACUCCUUCGUGGUGAGAGUACCGACCGCCAAGCUGAGCGUCUACAUGGACGAAGGGUUUUGGCCGCAGGGAGUUGUGUUUCGCCGCUUCCGCGGACGGAUACCCGGCCCCCCGGAAUCGCGUCACACGCCGAAGGCAUAG